GAGGUGACAUCUCAGAUCUGGAAUGCUCUGUACGAUUUUCCGUCUUUACGGACAUGCACUGUUUUCAUCAAGUUCAUUUUGGAUUGCGUUGCUAUAGCAUGGGAUCUCGUUGCCGGCAUCGAUGGCAAAUUACCAAGGCAUGCGAAAUCGUCUUUAACUAAUUUCAGAAUGUGCAUCGAAUAUGAAAGCACUCAGUUCGAUGCGGCUAGCCACCGGCGAUUUCCUGGUUCCACUUCACAAAGCAAUAUCAUCCGUCGCUAUUUGUGGCCCGCUGUUCUUGACAAAAGUACGCGAGUGUGUAUGCACAAAGCUGUUGUGAUCACUUAG
Gongylonema pulchrum is the source of this 327-nucleotide messenger RNA. The record is from the annotation of a GenBank genome assembly. NCBI's taxonomy places the organism in Eukaryota, Metazoa, Nematoda, Chromadorea, Rhabditida, Gongylonematidae.